Molecule: messenger RNA, 738 nt
Organism: Alligator mississippiensis (American alligator)
Lineage: Eukaryota; Metazoa; Chordata; Crocodylia; Alligatoridae
Gene: S100A5
Product: S100 calcium binding protein A5
Exons: 2
Coding region: 43-324 (93 amino acids)
Cellular component (GO): cytoplasm; nucleus
Molecular function (GO): calcium ion binding
Source: RefSeq, a predicted model, not a curated record
CGCGCUUCUGCUCCCCGCGUCCCCUUCUCCCUUGCAGGUGGCAUGGAGACCCCCCUGGAGAAAGCCCUGGCCACCCUGGUCCUCACCUUCCACAAGUACUCGGGGAAAGAGGGUGACAAGUUCACCUUGAGCCGGGGGGAGCUGAAGGCACUGGUGAAGAAUGAGCUGGGGCUGGGCCAGAAAAUGAAGGAGCACAACAUUGACGAGCUGAUGAAGACUCUGGACAAGAACAGCGAUGACGAGAUCGACUUCAAGGAGUACUCGGCUUUCUUGUCUGCCCUGUGCAUGGCUUACAACGACUUCUUCCAGCAGGAUGGCAAGUAGCAGAGCCCCCCACGCCCAGGUCCCUUGGCCUGGGCUGCAGCGCAGCUGCCUUCAAUAAAGAGCUUUCCGCCUGCUGCUCGCCUGAGGUUGUUUUUUCCACUCUGGUUCCUUUCCAGCCUGGUUCUGGCUCCGAGCCAUGGGGAGGGACACAGAGGAAACCCCCGUGCAGGGGAGGGGCAGAUAGAGCAGGGGGUGAUGCCCCUGCCCCACAUGAGAGGAUGCAUGGGGGGGCAAGUGAGACAGCCCCUGCAAAGACUCCUGGGGCCCUGCUGCUACAGGUGGGGCAGGGGCUCUGUGGCAGCACUAGCUUGUGGCCUGGGAAGGGUGUCACCAUGGGGACCCACCUCUGCCCUGCCCCAGAGCCCAGUUGGCACGGGGCCGGUGUGUGGUGGGGGGCUGGGUGCGGUGGGGCAG